CUUUGGUUGCGCAGUGUUUCUCUAUACUUUACCACUAUAAAUAUAUUUAGAGACAAACAACUGCAAUAACCAUUCAUCAACUAUCUCAAACACAAGAGAAAAACCUACCUUGCAAGGCAAGUAAACGAAUUAACGGAACAGGUUAUAAGCUGCAGCAAACCCUAAUUUCGACAAAAACAAAGGGAAGAAGAGCGAGAAGAAAAAUGGCGCGUCGAGAAUUGGUUCUCAUUGCUCUGAUCUUGUUUGCCGUUGUCGGAGUUGCGAUGGCAGCGGAUUCGGGCAGUAGUCCUUCGGAAUCGCCGAAGAAGGACGAUAAAAAAGACUCUGACAGUUCAUCUUCAUCUUCCCCAUCCUCCUCUCCAUCAUCAGAUAAGGACAAAUCAUCAUCAGACAAGCACAAAUCAUCAUCAGACAAGGACAAAUCAUCGGACAGCAAGUCCUCAUCCGCCCCAAGCCCAUCAGCACCGUCGCCCAAGUCAUCCGACGAUGAUAAGUCAUCAGACAAGGACAAAUCAUCAUCUGCUCCGGCUCCAAGCAAGAGCAGCGACAAAGACAGCUCAUCUCCGUCACCUAAAUCCUCUGCCAGCUCACCCAAAUCCAGCAAGGACAGCGGCAAAGACAGCGGUAAAGACAGCUCAUCACCGUCGCCUAAGUCUUCUUCUUCCUCCUCCAGCUCUCCCAAGUCCUCAAAAGACAAGGACGACAGCAGUAGCAGUCCGGCUUCUUCCCCUAAGUCAUCAAAAGACAAGGACAGUAGCUCCGGUCCAUCUUCCGACGACUCAUCCAGCGCCUCCGCCCCUUCCCCUGAUGACUCAGCCUCAGCAUCCCCUCCUUCCCCUACCCGUGACACUACUACGGAGCCUCCCUCUGACGUUCUGACUGCGGACACACCCUUGCCCGCUGAGGCUCCCUCUAAAACCGCCGCCCUCCCAGCCUUCUUCUCCACUGCCUCCACCGCUGGUGCUGUCGUGCUCGCAGCCGCCUCCUUCUUUGCCUUUUGAUCAAGCAAGCUUUAAUUAGCUAGUCGUCACCCCAUGAAUACUUGCAUGCGCAUGUUCUAUUAUGCCCUAAUUAAUUCGAUGUUGGAUCCUACGUACGUAGUCGUAUAACUGUUUGUAACGUCGAAUGAUUCCAUAUUUGUCCUGUUUCAUUCGUUCACUUUACUUUGUAUCAGUUUCUUUCAGAUAAUUAAUGAAAGGGCAUUUGCAUUGAUUAUUAGGACCUCUCCCUAUU
Pyrus x bretschneideri (Chinese white pear) is the source of this 1233-nucleotide messenger RNA. Its product is annotated as putative protein TPRXL. NCBI's taxonomy places the organism in Eukaryota, Viridiplantae, Streptophyta, Magnoliopsida, Rosales, Rosaceae. The record is from RefSeq and is a predicted model, not a curated record. The transcript has a single exon. Bases 204 to 1001 code for a protein of 265 amino acids.